Molecule: messenger RNA, 3012 nt
Organism: Pygocentrus nattereri (red-bellied piranha)
Lineage: Eukaryota; Metazoa; Chordata; Actinopteri; Characiformes; Serrasalmidae
Gene: tp63
Product: tumor protein p63
Exons: 14
Coding region: 59-2146 (695 amino acids)
Biological process (GO): apoptotic process; regulation of transcription by RNA polymerase II; protein tetramerization
Cellular component (GO): nucleus
Molecular function (GO): RNA polymerase II cis-regulatory region sequence-specific DNA binding; protein binding; DNA-binding transcription factor activity, RNA polymerase II-specific
Source: RefSeq, a predicted model, not a curated record
UGAUAGAUGUGCUUGUGCCACUCGCUGAUAGCUUUCAAGAAGAUCACAGUCUGGCAGUAUGACAUCUCCGUAUGCAGCCGUACAGUUCUGCCCAGAACACGCCUUUCAACGUAGAUUGAGGGAGCCUGCAGCUUGUCUUUCAUGGGCUGAGGGAUCAUUCCUGGCCUCCAUGUCUCAGACACCAAGCUCACAGGGAACCGACAUCCUCGGGCAGGAUGUCUUCAACCAGCUGCUCGAGAUGCUGGACCAGUCUGCGUUUCACUCGGUGCAGCCCAUUGAGCUCAACUUCUCAGAAGGUUCAACAGACAGCCCCCCGUCCAACACGAUUCAGAUCAGCAUGGACUGCAUCACCAUGCAUGGGUCUGAGGAGCACCUCUCAUCACAGUACACAAAUCUGGGGCUUCUUAACGGCAUGGAUCAAAAUGGCGGUUCGACAUCCACCAGCCCCUACAACAACGAACAUGCUCAAAACAAUGUGACCGCGCCAUCUCCUUACGCCCAGCCCAGCUCCACCUUUGAGGCUCUAUCUCCAUCACCGGCCAUCCCCUCCAACACUGACUACGCUGGACCUCACACCUUUGAUGUGUCUUUCCAGCAGUCCAGCACAGCUAAAUCAGCAACCUGGACGUACUCCACAGAGCUUAAAAAGUUAUAUUGCCAAAUCGCAAAGACAUGUCCCAUCCAGAUUAAAGUCCUGACCAGUCCACCCCAGGGAGCAGUCAUCCGUGCCAUGCCUGUCUACAAGAAAGCCGAACAUGUGACUGAGGUGGUCAAACGAUGCCCCAACCACGAACUCAGCCGGGAAUUCAACGACGGCCAAAUCGCCCCACCCAGUCACCUGAUUAGAGUAGAGGGCAACAGCCAUGCCCAGUAUGUGGAAGACUCCAUUACUGGGCGUCAGAGUGUGCUGGUGCCAUAUGAGCCCCCUCAGGUGGGCACAGAGUUUACCACAAUCCUGUACAACUUUAUGUGCAAUUCCAGCUGCGUGGGAGGAAUGAACAGGCGCCCAAUCCUCAUUAUUGUGACCCUUGAAACUAGAGAUGGUCAGGUGCUUGGCCGGCGGUGCUUUGAGGCCCGAAUCUGUGCGUGCCCAGGACGUGACCGCAAGGCAGAUGAGGACAGCAUCCGUAAGCAGCACGUCAGCGAUGGCACAAAAAGCUCUGAGGGUACGAAACGCCCUUAUCGCCAGGCCUCUCACGGAAUCCAGAUAUCCUCCAUCAAGAAGAGAAGAUCCACCGAUGAGGAAGUGUUUUGUUUGCCUAUUAAAGGCCGUGAAAUCUAUGAGAUUUUGGUGAAAAUCAAAGAGUCUCUGGAGCUCAUGCAGUUCCUCCCUCAGCACACCAUAGAGUCAUACAGGCAGCAGCAGCAGAGCCUCCUGCAGAAACAAUGGGAUUUGUCAGACGAUCAGAAUUACAGGCCGUGUCCUCCUCUCUGCUCCAGGAGCCCCUUGCCCCCCCAGCCUGCCUUUGGCUCCAGCUCCCCUCCACACGGCAAGGUCAACAAGCUGCCUUCGGUCAGUCAGCUCAUCAACCCCCAGCAGCGUAACACCCUCACCCCAUCCAGCAUGGCCGGAGGCCUCACUGACAUUCCUCCUCCUGCUGUGACCCCCAUGAUGAGCGGCCAUAUCCCCAUGAACACAGACAUGAGCUCACUGAGUCCCACCCAUGCUCUGCAGCCUCAGUUAUCCAUGGUGCCCUCCUCUCACUGCACACCCCCACCACCCUACCCAAUGGACAGUAGUAUCUCCAGCUUCCUGUUACGGCUGGGAUGCUCCUCUUGUCUGGACUACUUCACUGCCCAAGGCCUCACCAACAUCUACCAGAUUGAGAACUACAGUCUAGAGGACCUGUCCAGGCUGAAGAUUCCCACUGAGUUCCAGCACGUGAUCUGGAAGGGUAUCAUGGACCACCGGCAGACCAUGGAGUUCUCCCCACCCCCACACAUCCUACGCACAUCCAGCGGCGCCUCCACGGUCAGCGUGGGCUCCACGGAGGCGCGAGGGGAGCGCGUGAUCGACGCCGUGCGCUUCACCCUCCGCCAGACCAUCUCCUUCCCCCCGAGAGACGACUGGACCGACUUCUCCUUCGACCUGGCGCCAGACUCACGCCGCAACAAACAGCAACGCAUCAAAGAGGAGGGCGAGUGAACAGCACACGCUCGCAGGCAUUAUACAUCCAUACAUGCCCAUGUGCGGUCUGUCACAUACACACAGACUGCCAUGUACACAGAGAACUGUACAGCUUAAUCAAGUGCUCAGUUUCACUUAAAAGUAUGCUGAUAAAUGCACUUAAUGUCUUUUGUUUUUAUUGGGUGUAUUUUGGUCUGGUUGUCAUUUCAAGCCCCUAGUUUGAUGCAAACUACUGUAGCUUAGGGUAAGCGGUGCUUUGCCGUUUUUGAUUUAUUACUGAAUAUUUCUUGAGACACAGCACUUAAGAAAUGCUGACAUUGGUCCUGUUUUGAGCUGUUGCCAUUCUUUCUGUACUGAGAGAAACUGAUCUUUUGGGGGGGGCUUCUUUUUGUGUUUAUUUUUACCUGGACCAUGUCUGUUUUUGGAUUGUAAAGAAUUUUUACUCCAAAUAGGAUUCAUAGUAUUAUACUGUUUGUUAAUCUGUUCGCUGUAACAACCUGUUUCAGUCUGGCAACACUUUGUUUCAAAUGGUUGCAUUUGUCAGGUUUGAUUGUAAGCAUUUUUGGUUACAGCCAAUGUUUCUAAGUGUUCUUUAUCCAUUUAUGGUUAUGGUUUAAGACUGAUGUCGUCAUGUAGCCUCCAAUUAAUACUGAACUACUGUAUCUUUCAUUUUCAAGCAAAAAUGAUGUAAUACUGCCGUGCAAGUCUUUUGAUGCAUACGAACAAAUUCAAAAUGCCAAUUCUUCAGUAUUUGAGUUAAUCGCUCAUUCGCAGUUUUGGUUUUGUACAGAUGUUUUGUUUUUUUGUGUGUGUUAUGUUGUAAAUAUGCAUUGUACUUAUUUUGAUACAGUAUAAACCAAAAAUAAAAUAUCAUUACACCAGUA